CGGCGGCGCCCUAGGGUGUCAUUCUUCCUGUUGGGGAGUCAUUUCUGAGCUACAACCCUACUACACGGGGUCCUCUGGGUGAAAAUCCUCUCCAGAUUCUGGACGAGCGACGGCGGCGCCAUUGGCGUCGUGCCCUCCUUACAGGCGCCGUCUCUAAAGACCCAUCUCAUUCUAUGGCAUUCCCAAUCCAUUAGUUAUGGACGGCCGCAGUUGGUGGUGACAAUUCCGCCACAUAGCAAGUUGGACGGGUGUUGCUGAGGUCAUGUGGAGGUGAUCGCAGUUAUAGCAGCAGCCAGGGGUUGUCGCAUGGUGGUCGGUUUUGGCCAUUUGCGGCGAACCACGGUGGCUGGCGUUGCUUGGCAACAGUCAAUGUGGCGUGGAACUGUGUCGGAGGACGGCGCUUGCGGUAACAGCAUUGUGGGACAAUUAGGCUUACAACGGACCGCGGCGGGUUGCUCAGCUUAGAUGGGCUACCCGGUGCGAUACAUCGUCGGAAGACGGCGCAACGACUUCUCUGACUUGCUGUCAUAGCGGCGGAUGCUUUUGCGUGGAUGAAGCAACGAGGCGAAGUCGACCUAUGGCGCCGGCUUGGCUGAUUGACGAAGAUCUUGUGGAGCGGGGCAAUAUUGCUCACCACUCUAACAACGAUAAAAGAAAUGGAUAUGUGACGUGGAGUACCAUGACGGGCGUGGCGAGGCUCCCGUGCGUGGUGUUUCUUUGAGGCGACGAGAGUGAGGUGGAGUCCAUGGCGAGGCCCCACGCAUUGUGUUAUCGUGGUGGCAACUGCAAGGCAGCCUACGAGAGGUUCGGAUUCGAUGGUAUCACUCUGUCAGGUGAAGUGUGGUGUUACAGCAGCACUGCAGCGGAGGGUCCCGCAUGGCGGCGGCCUCCUCGGUGCGGUGUGGUGCAGUUUGUUUCUAUCGGUUCCCUACCGACGUUGGGCUACGCCUUGAGUUUCGGCGAACUAUGAGCAUGGAUAUUGGGGGUGCUGCCGUGGCGAGCGGAGUGGUGAAAUCACGUUGAUGUCCCAAUCCAACUGGACGAGUUGGUUAUUUUUUCUUUCUUGCAUCUUUCCAAUUUGAAACUCUUUCUUUUUUAAUAUAAUCUGCAGUUUAUCCGUUUAAAAAAAUGUUGGGCUUUUGGCGACAUGCAUGCACCAUGCCAGUAUGCCACCGGUGGCACCGCCCUGGUUCCUUGGAAACGGAGGGAGCGCCUCCCAUUGGAGUCCAAAACCGGCGACUCGCGCUCCCUGUUUUCGCCUCCGCCCACCUCCGUUUCUCCGCCGGUUUGCCGCCGGGCCGCGUAUAAAACGCCCCUCGUCACACGCCGAGAUCCCGGACAGGACAAGUACUACACUUCACUACUUCAGUACAGUACUAGCCAGAAGGCAUCGAUCGAGAUGGCGGCAGCGGCGGCGGCGGGCGGGAAGGCGCCGUCGCUGGUGGUGGCGGCGAGCAUGGGCGCGGUGGAGGCGCUCAAGGACCAGGCGGGCCUGUGCCGCUGGGACUACGCGCUGCGCUCGCUCUACCACCGCGCCGCCGCGCCCCGGAUCCACGCACUGUCCGCCGCGCUCUCGGACUCCACGGCCGGGCUGCCCCGGGCGGGCGCGGGCCGGGCGGCGGCGGCGGCGGACGUGAGGAUGAACAAGGCCUACCACCUCGUGUGCUGGGGCCCCAACUGAUCAGCAGCAUCGACGACGCUGACCUCACCGACCGCUUCUCGUUCCUCUGUAGCUUCGUUCUUGGUUUCUCCAUCUCAUGUAUUGCUCCCACCCAUCAUCGAUCUAUCCAUCCGUGUGCGUCGGCAGAUGAGAGGGCGAUGUGAUCAUGUGAAUGCUCAUCGUUUGGGUUUAGGAGCCGUACUGCCGUAGGAUAAAUUCCAGAAAUUUCAUUACUAGUAUCGUGGGACUUCGACUUGGAUCGUUCCUGUGCAUUCUGCUCUCUCUAAAAAUGUACGCAUUGCCGAACGGAUCGAGCUGAAACUAGAGCAGAACGCAAACGUUCAUGGACU
This is a messenger RNA of Setaria italica (foxtail millet), 2010 nucleotides long. RefSeq lists its product as uncharacterized. Bases 1148 to 1681 code for a protein of 177 amino acids. Lineage: Eukaryota; Viridiplantae; Streptophyta; Magnoliopsida; Poales; Poaceae. The record is from RefSeq and is a predicted model, not a curated record. The transcript has a single exon.